AGGAGUUGGGAGUAGCGGCUGGCCGCUGGCAGCCUUGGGAGGCUACCCUGCAAAGCUUGGAGGUCUGCUGGCUGCACACUGGACCUGAAGGACCCACAGACUCGCCAUGUUGUGCACACCUCUCAACUGGCAUGUAUCCUGAGUAGCAUUAAGAGAGAGAUGAAUUCAAGUCCUGGCUGGUCACCAACUUCCUAAAUGCCCACGGCUGGACAUGUCCUCAUUCUGACUCUGGUUUGAAGGAGCAGAAACAACGGGUAAUUGGGAUGCCUCCUGCUCUGAGGUUGGAGUUUGGGGUCUCCAUCUCCACAAGAUGGUUGAACAGUCUGGCUGGAACCCUAUCUUCUGCUCGCCCUAACUCAUUCCUGCUUGAGCCAUAGGUGUGGUCCUCUGGCUACACGUGUCUGCUUUCCAAUUGUCCACACCCCCCCCCCGAAUAUCUACACUCCAAAGAGGAUUUCUCUCCUGUAGCAAUUCCAGUACGAACUGCAGGGUCAGACCCUGUGUUCCAGGCUCAGGAUCAGCCAUGGGGGCUCAUGCCAUUGUCACUGACACCAGCAUCUUAUCUGGCCUCGAGAGCAACACCACAGGCAUCACGGCCUUCUCCAUGCCUGCCUGGCAGCUGGCGCUGUGGGCCAUAGCCUACCUGGCCCUGGUGCUGGUGGCUGUCACGGGCAACGCCACAGUCAUCUGGAUCAUUCUGGCCCAUGAGAGAAUGCGUACAGUCACCAACUAUUUCAUCAUCAACCUGGCCCUGGCAGACCUCUGCAUGGCAGCCUUCAACGCCACCUUCAACUUCGUCUAUGCCAGUCACAACAUCUGGUACUUCGGUCGCGCCUUCUGCUAUUUCCAGAACCUCUUUCCCAUCACAGCCAUAUUCGUCAGCAUCUACUCCAUGACUGCCAUCGCCGCUGACAGGCAAGAGCGGGCACCAGGGUACAUGGCCAUUGUCCAUCCCUUCCAGCCACGGCUCUCCGCCCCCAGCACCAAGGCGGUUAUCGCUGGCAUCUGGCUGGUAGCCCUGGCUCUCGCCUCUCCCCAGUGCUUCUACUCCACCAUCACCGUGGACCAGGGGGCCACCAAGUGUGUGGUGGCCUGGCCCAAUGACAACGGAGACAAGAUGCUUCUUCUGUAUCAUCUGGUGGUGUUUGUCCUCAUCUACUUCCUACCCCUCGUGGUGAUGUUCGUGGCUUACAGUGUCAUUGGCCUCACGCUGUGGAAACGUGCGGUCCCCAGACACCAGGCUCACGGCGCCAACCUGCGCCACCUGCAGGCCAAGAAGAAGUUUGUGAAGGCCAUGGUACUGGUGGUGCUGACAUUUGCCAUCUGCUGGCUGCCCUACCACCUCUACUUCAUCCUGGGCAGCUUCCAAGAGGACAUCUACUACCACAAGUUCAUCCAGCAUGUCUACCUGGCCCUCUUCUGGCUAGCCAUGAGCUCCACCAUGUACAAUCCCAUCAUUUACUGCUGCCUCAACCACAGGUUUCGCUCUGGAUUCAGACUGGCUUUCCGGUGCUGCCCCUGGGUGACACCGACGGAGGAAGACCGACUGGAGCUGACUCGCACGCCAUCGCUCUCGAGGAGAGUCAACAGGUGUCACACGAAAGAGACCUUGUUCAUGGCUGCUGACGUGACCCACUCCGAGGCUACCAAUGGGCAGAUUGGGAGUCCCCAAGAUGGGGAAACUGCUGGACUCUGAAGUCUUGAGCCUGUCUGCAGGGCCAGGCUUAGCCCCUUUGAGAAGCCCCAAUGUCAUAGCUUGUCCAACACCCCAUUCUUCAACACACUAAUAGAAAAACAAGAUGGUGUCUGGAGCUCCAAGGGCAAUGCUAAUACAAAGAGCUCACACACCCACCUUAAGCAUUCCAGGGAUGGAGGAAGGAGCCAGGAAGACUGGGAGCUAACACUUGACCAAUCCAGGAGCUGCAAAGCAAAGUGUCUCCCUGGAAUAUAAAGAAGGAUGGGAAAAAACUGGAUCCUAUUAAAGAUAGCUGCGGUUGCCAUGAGAAGAGGCGGUUGAAGGGAUGACAAGAUGGCUCAGUGAGAUACUAAAGGCACUCGCUGCUAAGCCUGGUACCUGAGUUCAAUUCUUUGAGCCCAUGUGGAAGGAAAGAAGCAACUCCUACAAGUUGUCCUCUGACCUCCCCAAGUGUAUAUAGUGUAUAUGUGAACACAUGCAUACGUGUGCGCCCGCGCGCGCGCACACACACACACACACACACAAUGUUAAAAAAGAAAAAAGGGGGCAUCCUUGCUGGGCAGUGGUGGCACACGCCUUUCAUCCCAGCACUCAGGAGGCAGAGGCAGGCAGAUCUCUAUGAGUUUGAGGCCAGACUGGUCUACAGAGUGAGUUUUCUAGGUCAACCAGGGCGACACAGAGAAACCCUAUCUUGAAAAAAGAAAAAAAGGGGGAGGGGGAUUCAGUGUUAGGGUCACAGGAAAAGGUGGGGACUGUGGCAGCCUGAAGAGGACAAUGCCCCACAAAGAAACUCAGCUGCUUCACUCUGGACCGCUGUUACCAGAUGUUUGAAAUAAAGGCUGAAAUCCAAAUUAAUUUAUGGAAGCUCCAGGCUUCUGAACGUGGUCCAUGAAAAUGCUUAGAAAUGCUAGGUAUGCCAAACAAAGCAGGGCACAGCUGAAGGGACCUGAGCAGACCCCAUACGGCAGUCAUGGCUCUGGCAGGCCUGGCCCUUCCACUAUCUGCCCCCCUCCUUGUUAAAAACCAUUAGAUUCCGUUCCUAAAGCUAGCCAUCAAGGUCUGUUCCUUUAUUUGGCCACUUCCUCCUCCUGAGGCUGACUACCAAGGUCCAGCUAUCAAAGUAUUGAAGUCCAGCAAUCACAAGCCCCCUUUUGGUUAUCUUAAUAUGCCCUCCAAAAUUAAAUAUUUCAUCCUAACAUGGGGCUUCCCCUUUUACCUUUAUAAAUUACCAUUUACCUGUGGGCCAUGUCUGUCUCCUCUCUCUAUCCAGAGGCAGUCCUCUGCCCCUCUGAAGUACCCCUGCCCCAUCUCCCUUGUCCUCUUCCCCUUCUCCCUCAUCCUCUAUCUCCUCCUGUCUUUGUCUCUUAUUCCCUGCCCUUUGGCCUCUUGGGCUAAUAAAUUUUCUUUGGGCUGAGAUUUUGGGUCUGGGGUGUUUUGUGCUGACUCCAAUAUUUUCAACAACCUUGAUACAGACCCCUUGCCAAAGACAGGACACACAGAAGGAAGUUCUUCCUUUGGCUGUGAGUGGGUCCGGGGCUUCUCUGCCUUAGAUUUAGCAACUCAAACACAAGCCCAGAGUAGAUGAUGGUUACAUAGUCCAAAGGAACCUCAGCUGAGAUGCUUGGGUAAGUCACUCUGUCCCUCUGCCUGAUGGCAGGAUUGCCACGAGGCUCUCUGGAAGUGAUGCCUACAAACCAGCAGGCCAUACUCAGAUUAGCACUCAAUAAAUAGUAACCACGAUUCCUCACACCGUGCCAGCUGUUAAGACACAAAAGCCACCUACAAGUCAGGAACACAGUUCCCACCCUCACUUCGGCAGCAAGGAGCUGGCAGGCAGAGGACACUGACUGUCGCAAGUCUGGGAAGGCAUCAGACCUGGUUCAGGCCUCUCC
This is a messenger RNA of Alexandromys fortis (reed vole), 3588 nucleotides long. RefSeq names its product tachykinin receptor 2 (gene Tacr2). The transcript has 5 exons. Bases 524 to 1696 code for a protein of 390 amino acids. The record is from RefSeq and is a predicted model, not a curated record. Gene Ontology annotation, cellular component: sperm midpiece; plasma membrane. Gene Ontology annotation, molecular function: substance K receptor activity. NCBI's taxonomy places the organism in Eukaryota, Metazoa, Chordata, Mammalia, Rodentia, Cricetidae. Gene Ontology annotation, biological process: positive regulation of flagellated sperm motility; G protein-coupled receptor signaling pathway.